Messenger RNA from Paralichthys olivaceus (Japanese flounder), 2504 nucleotides. It is a transcript of the gene pomgnt1, whose product is annotated as protein O-linked mannose N-acetylglucosaminyltransferase 1 (beta 1,2-). The record is from RefSeq and is a predicted model, not a curated record. Lineage: Eukaryota; Metazoa; Chordata; Actinopteri; Pleuronectiformes; Paralichthyidae. Gene Ontology annotation, biological process: protein O-linked glycosylation via N-acetylgalactosamine. Gene Ontology annotation, molecular function: beta-1,3-galactosyl-O-glycosyl-glycoprotein beta-1,3-N-acetylglucosaminyltransferase activity. Gene Ontology annotation, cellular component: Golgi membrane.
GGAGGAGAAGCUCAAUGACGUAAUAUUCUCUGCGACAGAAACGCCGUGAGUCGUCGCACAGAGCUGUAGCAUGUAGCAUGUAGCUGCGGUUCCACUGCCACUUUACCGGGUUUUUCUUCGAGCUGUGAGACUCCACGGCUCAUGUGCGCGUCAACGCGUCGACAGGAAACGGAAGUUAAAGUCGCCCUGAGUCUCACACACAGGCAGUUAGCUCUUGUUAGCUAAACCUGGUCGUUAGCUCCCUCUGCCGCCGCUGUGCUUGUUGUGUUUGCGGGGUUUCAGGUGACGAUGUGACGGUCCCGCCGUGUCCCGGUGUCUGCGGAGCUGUGCAUGUCCCGGCCUCCCCCCGCAGGUGGAGGAGGGCAGGCGGAGGAGGGUCUGCUGAGCUCAGUGUCGGGAGGAUGGAGACCUGGACCCCCAACCCCCGAGCCAAGCCCUUCGUCCCGCGCCAACAGAGGAGCCUGUACCUCACCUGGAAAUACAAACUGACCAACAAGAGGACGAUCCGGCGCUUCUGCCAGGCCGCUGCUGUGCUGUUUCUGCUCAUCACUGUCAUCGUCAACAUUAAACUCAUCUUGGACACAAGAAGAGUCGCUAGUGAAGAUGCAGCAGCCCAAGAAUAUGAGGACACUGUACCAAACAUGGAGACUCCACGCAGACCGGCGAAGGGACGCAAGGUCCUGGACAUCGAGGUGUACUCCAGCCGCUCCAAGGUCUACGUGGCAGUGGAUGGGACCACAGUUCUAGAGGACGACAUGCGGGAACAAGGCAGAGGAAUCCACGUGAUAGUUCUCAACCAGGCAACUGGUCACGUCAUGGCCAAGAGGAUAUUUGACACAUACUCUCCCCACGAGGAUGAAGCCAUGAUCCUCUUCCUCAACAUGGUGACCCGAGGCAGAGUUCUCAUCUUCACUAUAAAGGACGAGGGCACGUUCCACCUGAAGGAAGCUGCUAAGAACCUGCUGAAGAGUCUCGGCAGUCAGGCGUCCCUCAUCCUCAGCUGGAGGGACAUGUGGACGCUGGUGGUGAAGAAAGGAGGUCAAGUUUACGGAGAGAAGCACUCAAAGUCUCCAGCUCUGUCCACCUGGGGAGACCCGGUGCUGCUGAAGACCGAGGUGCAGCUCACAGCCUCUGAAGAGGCAGAGUGUCAUUGGGCCGACACUGAGCUGAACAGGAGGAGGAAGCUCUUCUGCAGCAAAGUGGAAGGAUACGGCAGCAUCUGCAGCUGCAAGGACCCGGCCCCCAUAGAGUUCAACCCCGACCCUCUCCCCAACAGCAAGGUCUUCGGUGUCCCUGUGGCCGUGAUCGCAGGGAACAGACCCAACUAUCUCUACCGAAUGCUGAGGUCACUUCUUUCAGCUCAUGGCGUCAACCCGCAGAUGAUCACCGUCUUCAUCGAUGGAUAUUAUGAGGAGCCCAUGGAUGUUGUCGAGCUGUUUGGACUGAAAGGAGUUCAACACACACCCAUCAGCAUCAAGAACGCCAGAGUAUCACAGCACUACAAGGCCAGUCUGACUGCAACCUUCAACCUUCACCCCGAUGCUAAUUUUGCCAUUGUCCUGGAAGAAGACCUGGACGUCUCCAUCGACUUCUUCAGUUUCCUGAGUCAGACCAUCCACCUGCUGGAUGAGGACGACAGUCUGUACUGCAUCUCCGCCUGGAACGAUCAGGGCUACGAACACACAGCGGAGGACCCGGCUCUGCUCUACAGAGUGGAGAGCAUGCCCGGCCUCGGCUGGGUGCUGAAGAAAAGCCUCUACAAGGAUGAACUGGAGCCAAAAUGGCCGACACCUGAGAAGCUGUGGGACUGGGAUAUGUGGAUGCGGAUGCCGGAGCAGAGGAAAGGCAGAGAGUGCAUCAUCCCUGACGUGUCCCGCUCAUACCACUUCGGCAUCAUCGGCCUCAACAUGAACGGAUACUUUCACGAGGUUUAUUUUAAGAAACACAAGUUCAACACUGUUCCCAACGUGCAGCUGAAGAACGUUGACGGCUUAAAGAAAGAUGCGUAUGAAGUGGAAAUCCAAAAUCUGUUGAAGGAAGCGGAGGUGCUGGACCACACCAAGAACCCGUGCGAGGACUCGUUCCUUCCGGACUCUGAGGGGAAGGUCUACGUCAUGUUCAUUAGGAUGGAAUCUGAGACGGACACGUCCACGUGGACAGAACUUGCCAAGUGCCUCCAUGUUUGGGACCUGGAUGUACGAGGAAACCACAGAGGCCUGUGGCGGCUCUUCAGAAAGAGGAAUCAUGUCCUGGUGGUGGCUGCGCCGAUCUCUCCAUACUCGGUCUUCUACUGUGCUGUGGCCUUGUGCUGCUGCAGAUUUCCCCGGGGAGCAUCAGGCAAAGCAACGGAGAGAGGAAACGCCAGCAGCGAGGGAAAUGUAUGCAAAUCCUCAGAGCACGGUGGAUUUCUGCAGCCGCUGUGGUUGACCAAGGACAAAUGUGGCUUCCUGUCCUCUGAGCUCGGACUUUCAUCAUCGUUUACAGAAUAAAUCAGAAGUAGAAGU